This is a messenger RNA of Aspergillus affinis, 1401 nucleotides long. RefSeq names its product dihydroneopterin aldolase. The transcript is spliced from 3 exons. The coding region runs from base 1 to 1401 and encodes 466 amino acids. Gene Ontology annotation, biological process: folic acid-containing compound metabolic process. NCBI's taxonomy places the organism in Eukaryota, Fungi, Ascomycota, Eurotiomycetes, Eurotiales, Aspergillaceae. Gene Ontology annotation, molecular function: dihydroneopterin aldolase activity. The record is from RefSeq and is a predicted model, not a curated record. Gene Ontology annotation, cellular component: cytoplasm.
AUGGCGCAACAACGAGUCAACAUGCAUAUUCCCUCGCAUCCACCCGUUCUAGAUAGUGUGAAACUCCGCAAUAUCCAGCUUCCACUACCAUCAGCCCCAGACCCCUGGCACCGUCCCGAAAAAGCCCAGCCCUGCACCGCGUCGCUGAAAUUAUCGUACUCAUCCGCCGUCGCAGCCGCCAUCGCUGACGAUGUCUCCCUCUCUCUCGACUACGGAAAACUUUACCGUCGCCUCGAGGAGGACAUCCGUCAUAUGGGACAACGGGGAGAAGCUCCGGGACAGCGCAUGAUCAGCGUGGAGGGCAGUCGACGCGAGGAGAUGCUGCGGAAAGAACUCGGGCAGGACGUACGUCUGACGGCCGGCAUCGUCGCCAGCUGCGGCCUGGGACUUUUGGACGAAACGGCUGCCGGUGUGCGACGGAUGUCCCACCUGCACCAAGCCGUCCGAAGAGGCAGCGGCUCAGGAGAUCAAUCUGGCUCCGCGAACUUCAACUUCAGCCCCCCGCGUCCGCCGGGCUCGCCCAUCGAGAGUGUGUAUGGCGAGUGUGAAGUCUGGUUGCAUCUGCCUAAGGCAUUGCUCCGGGCUGACGAAGGUCUGAAAUACCGUAGCGUCACCGUGUGGGGAUAUAAGCAGGCAGGUGAAGGGCCUUCCGGCGAGGCCGACGAGUCCGAAAGAUGUCCGGUAGUCCUCGAAGAGGAGUUCCGAAUUGACGGGAUUCGAUGCUACUGCAUCCUGGGAGUCAACUCCCACGAGAGGGUGGAGAAGCAGGCGGUGAUCAUCUCCUUAGAGUUCAAGGGUCCCGGUCAACUGCCCUGGGGCUCGACAGUGGUGGACACUUAUCAGGCGAUGACGAGGGUUGUUGCAGAGCGAGUCGAGGCCACGUCGUUCCAGACUGUCGAGGCGUUGGCGACCUUCGUGGCGCGCGUUGUGACGGUAGAGUUCUUAAACAAGCGCGUGACUGUGAGGGUCGAGAAACCUAGCGCUCUUGCCUUCGUGGAGAGGCGAGGCUGGAUCCAGCUGAACCUCCAACUUUUUGUUUCUCGUCCUGCUUUCUUCCUCUUCCUCUUCCCUCCCCCACCGUUUGAUCGGGAAUAUCACUCCGAAUCACCCUUCACCACUUUCUUCUCUGGGUUCCCCAGUUUGUCUGAAUUCCAUCUUGAACUCCUGUCCGGCCGUUUCUCUAUGUGCCUGUCUGCGCCCACGCCCUCAUCGUCCGCUUACGUUAACUCCGUUGGCUGCCUUGCCGACUCCUCCGCAUUCCCCCGGAUCGUGAAUACCGACUCGACACUUGCUAUCACUCGCGGACCUUCCGCGCUGGCUGGCUCCUCGGUUGCAUAUACUCAGCCGUUGGGACCCUCCCUCAACGGGGUGAUCUGGCUAGGGGUUCAUGGUCCGUCCUGA